Molecule: messenger RNA, 1374 nt
Organism: Molossus molossus (Pallas's mastiff bat)
Lineage: Eukaryota; Metazoa; Chordata; Mammalia; Chiroptera; Molossidae
Product: zinc finger protein 474-like
Exons: 3
Coding region: 1-1374 (457 amino acids)
Source: RefSeq, a predicted model, not a curated record
AUGGCAAGAAGAAAGGAAAAAAAGGUUUCCAGAAACUUGCAACAGGCUUUCCACCAUUCUAAAGAACCCACCUUCCUCAUCAACCCAGCCGUUCUGUCUGGCGACUCCUACACCAGCCUUUUGCCAGAAAUAGAGCUCGUCAAUCGUGGUGAAAGAAUAAAGACAAACCCUCAGAAAAGCAGACCUGGAACUGUGAUACUCUCAAAACAGUCCGCUAGGAGAAUGAUGUCGGAAAGCCAGCCCAGGCCCCCAGUGAUCCCAUCCCGCAGGCCUGGAUUCCGGAUAUGCUACAUCUGUGGCCGAGAAUUUGGGUCCCAGUCACUCGCUAUCCAUGAGCCUCAGUGCUUGGAGAAGUGGCGUGUGGAAAACAGCAAGUUGCCCAAGCACCUGAGGAGGCCAGAACCCUCCAAACCACAGCCUCUCGGCGGCGCUGGGACCUACACUCUUGAAGCUAUGAAUGAGGCAGCUUUCGAGAGUUCUCAGGCUCAGCUGCUGCCCUGUGAAUCCUGUGGCCGCACGUUCUUGCCAGACCGUCUUCUCGUUCACCAGAGAAGUUGCAAGCCGAAGGGUGAGGGGCCCAGGGCACCAAAUGCCAACAGACCUAAUGAUCUUACUGGUCUUAAGAAAGCUUCUGGUGGCAUCCCAGCUCGACCAAGGACUCUCAUCUGCUACAUUUGUGGUAGGGAAUUUGGCACGCUCUCCCUUCCUAUUCAUGAGCCCAAAUGCCUGGAAAAGUGGAAAAUAGAAAAUGACCGGCUCCCCAAGGAGCUCCGCCGGCCACUCCCACAGAAGCCUCAGCCCCUUUUCACCGGACAGGGGCCAAGUCCAGCUCAGCUUGUGCCCUGCCCAAACUGUAGCCGGACCUUUGCCCCCGACCGCCUUCUGGUGCACCAGAGAAGUUGUAAAGUUCAACCAAGUAGACCACAAGUUCAGAAUUUGACCUUAGGGGGUAAAGGUGGCCUCAAAGAGCCCACUAAUUUCAAGCAGCAAAGGGAUAUGGCAGCAUCCACGGUGACUGAUAAGCCAACAAUGAUCAGGCGUCCAACAAUGAUCAGGCGUCCACCAACGAUUAUUUGCUACAUUUGUGGUCGUGAAUACGGAACAAAAUCGAUUGCCAUCCAUGAGCCACAAUGUCUGAAAAAAUGGCAUAAUGAAAACAACUUGUUGCCUAAGGAGUUAAGGAGACCGGAACCUAAAAAACCUGAAGUCAGGACCAUUAGUGCCAAAGGUUUCUAUGAUCUCGAUGCCUUAAACGAAGCUGCUUGGACAAGUGCCCAGAGCCAGUUGGUUCCCUGCAGUACUUGUGGGCGUACCUUCCUGCCAGACAGACUGAUUGUUCACCAGCGAUCCUGUAAACCCAAAGUCACCAAGUAA